This is a messenger RNA of Aspergillus glaucus CBS 516.65, 918 nucleotides long. RefSeq names its product putative GPI-anchored cell wall protein Pst1. The transcript is spliced from 3 exons. The coding region runs from base 1 to 918 and encodes 305 amino acids. The record is from RefSeq and is a predicted model, not a curated record. NCBI's taxonomy places the organism in Eukaryota, Fungi, Ascomycota, Eurotiomycetes, Eurotiales, Aspergillaceae.
AUGACGCUUUUCAUGCUGUUUCUGGCCGUGCUGGCUCUGGCCGUAUGCCAGUGCGUCGUUGCCGAUUCCUGCCAAAACACAACGAUCUCCUCCCCCUCUGACACAUCCCUCUUCGUCUCGUGCGACAAAAUAAAAGGCACACUUACCGUCUCCGAGUCCUUUAGCGGAGUCUUGAACCUCACCGAAAUAAGUCAGAUUCAAGGCGACUUGACCGUGACGAAUGUCGGGGGGAUAACGAAGAUCAACCUACCGGCUCUUGAGAAGGUUGAGGGGACGGUUACAGUUACGGAUAAUGGAGCAUUGAAGAAUUUGACGCUUUCCGGGUUGCAGAGUGUCAGUGGGAGAUUGACGGUGCAGGGGAAUAGUGGAUUGAGUUAUGUGGCUCUACAGAAUUUGGAGGAUGUAGAGGGUGGUCUCGCCCUGGUCGGGGGAUUCAGUGUGUCCCUCCCCAACAUCAACGAAGUCAACGGCGAUACUACAAUCCAAGGCGCCGACAUGUCCUGUGGCGUCUUCGACCGACUGGCCGCAGAUGGCACAUUCACCGGCUCCUACUCAUGCUCGGCAUCAAGCUCAGGACUGAGUCCAGGUGCCAAAGCCGGUAUCGCCAUUGCAGUCAUCCUAAUCGUCUGCAUCAUCGCCGCUGGUAUCUGGUUUUGCCUACGGCGCCGACGCGCAGCAGCCACCGUGAAUGAAAACGGCGAUGUCGAAAAAACACAGUACCAGAUCUUGAACACGAAAUCAAUCCUCCGUCUCCCCCGUAAACCAUUCCCCCCAAAACAACCCUCCGAGUCCGUCCCCAUGCUGGACGGAAGAAUGAUCCUCGAAGCAACGCCCGGUGAACGACGCGAUAGACGACCGAUUUACGAAUUAGAUGCCGGACCACAGAGUUCGCAUCAGCGGCCGAUUAAUCAUGAAUGA